AUGCCCAUCAACACAACUCUCCUCCUCCACGUCACCCCCCUAGCCAGCACAACCGGCACCCUCGCCCACGCCCUCCUCGAGAACAUCGCCUUCACCACCUUCCUCGACCCAUCCAUCCGCUCGACCUCCGACACCAUCCUACCCACCUGGUUCGCGCGUGUCUUCCGACGCGCCGUGUGGACGGUGCUGGCGCUCAACGUUACCACCAUCGUCACGACUGCGACGGUGCUGCACCGGGGCGGGCGCGGGCAUUCGCAGACGUUCUACUGGGCUGGUCUGGUCGGUGCGGUGGGCCAUCUUUGUUUUGUGCCGUGGGUGAUGGGGCCUGUGGAGAGGAUUGUUGAGGGGAGGAGGGAAUCGAAGAGAGAGGGGGAGAGGCUGGGGGCGAGGCCGACGGUGGACUUGGAGGCGUGGCUGCGUGUGCAUUGGGUGCGGAUGUGCACGGUGGAUUUGAUGGCGUGGAUUGCGUGUGUGGGGGCUGUGUGCACGUUGUAA
This is a messenger RNA of Penicillium canariense, 495 nucleotides long. Its product is annotated as putative integral membrane protein. The transcript has a single exon. The coding region runs from base 1 to 495 and encodes 164 amino acids. Lineage: Eukaryota; Fungi; Ascomycota; Eurotiomycetes; Eurotiales; Aspergillaceae. The record is from RefSeq and is a predicted model, not a curated record.